This is a messenger RNA of Fraxinus pennsylvanica, 1809 nucleotides long. NCBI's taxonomy places the organism in Eukaryota, Viridiplantae, Streptophyta, Magnoliopsida, Lamiales, Oleaceae. The record is from the annotation of a GenBank genome assembly.
AUGGAGCACACUAGAUCUCAAUUGUCCCGCAACCUAAGCAAGGAGACUGAAAUGGAUUUAUUGAAAAGGAAAUCGGCAAUCAAAAUUUCCCCCUUUUCAAAUACAUCUCAAUUUCUGCCCGCGAGAAUCAAGAAAUCUCUACCCACCCCAAUAGUUUAUACGUCAACAGGAGCUGCAACAAUGGCAGAUGAAGCAUUAACUCCACAAAAGAGAGACCCUAUCAAGUCAUCAGUUGGAAAUGUUGCGGCACAGAGAAGACGGCAGCAAGCAGUUACAGUGCGGAAGGAAAGAAGAGACGCAUUGGUCCGGACCAAGCGCUUAUGCAGAGUGGGCGUGAAUGUUGAUGAUGCGGAUGUUCCUGUUGAUGGGGAGAUGAUGAUCGAUGAAGAACAAUCCAUACUGGAGGCUCAGACUUUGAAAGCUGUAGAAGAAUUGAAGCUUGCACUUGCCUAUCAGGGAAAGGGUGCAACACAGAAAAGAGUGAGUGCUCUUCGUGAACUAAGACGUCUGUUGUCUAAAUCUGAAUUUCCUCCAGUUGAAGCUGCUCUCGAGGCUGAAGCAAUGCCUAUUCUGGUUCAGUGUCUAUCAUUUGGAUCCCCUGACGAGCAGUUGCUUGAAGCUUCUUGGUGUCUGACAAAUAUAGCAGCGGGAAAGCCUGAAGAAACAAAAGCAUUGUUGCCUGCAUUACCAUUACUUAUUGGUCAUCUAGGAGAAAAGAGUUCGCUGCCUGUUGCAGAGCAGUGUGCCUGGGCGUUAGGAAAUGUUGCUGGUGAAGAAGAGGAGCUAAGAAAUGUUCUGCUAUCCCAAGGAGCUUUACUGCCUCUGGCAAGAAUGAUCCUGCCAAACAAGGGUUCGACUGUGAGAACAGCUGCUUGGGCAUUAUCAAACCUAAUUAAGGGACCUGAUCCAAAAGCUGCAACAGAUCUAAUAAGAAUUGAUGGGGUUCUUGAUGCAAUUCUUCGGCACUUGAAGAGAGCGGAUGAAGAAUUGGCAACAGAAGUGGCAUGGAUUGUUGUAUAUCUCACCGCGCUGUCAAAUUAUGCUACCAGUGUACUUGCAAGAAGCGAUAUACUUCAAAUACUCGUAGAAAGACUGGCAUCAUCAAGUAGUUAUCAACUGCUUAUACCGGUGCUCCGAAGUUUAGGUAAUCUUGUGGCUGGUGAUUCUUAUGUGAUUAAUAAUGUUCUUGUUGCUGGAAGUGAGAUCACAGUUAAUAUAAUCCAAGCACUGGUCAAAUGUUUGGGAAGCGAACAUCGUGUUUUAAAGAAGGAAGCUUCUUGGGCGCUAUCUAAUAUUGCUGCUGGUUCUUUUGAGCACAAGCUAUUAAUACAAUCAAGUGAAGCAGUGCCGCUGCUGUUGCGCCUUUUUUCAACUGCUCCAUUUGAUGUAAGAAAGGAAGUGGCAUAUGUUAUAGGAAACCUCUGUGUUGCCCCUUCAGAAGGAUCUGGGAAGCCGAAUGUGAUUGUGGAGCACUUGGUUGCUCUCGUUGGUGGAGGAUGCCUUGCUGGUUUUGUUGAUUUAGUAAGAUCUGCAGAUAUCGAGGCUGCUCGACUCGGCCUUCAAUUCAUGGAACUGGUUCUAAGGGGAAUGCCAAAUGGCGAGGGCCCAAAGCUUGUCGAAGGAGAGGAUGGUAUUGAUGCCAUGGAAAGAUUCCAAUUCCACGAAAAUGACGAGCUAAGAAGCAUGGCUAAUGAGUUAGUUGACAAGUACUUUGUAGGCCUCAAGUUUGAGACUGGUUGGACAAGUAUCAAUGCUGCAAUUUAUUUGUCAGCAUACUGCAUAUCUAUGACCUGUUUUGAUAGAGAAUAA